AUGGCUAUGGCUAUGCAAAGCGGAAUUGGGAUCUCCAAGAUCCUCAUCAUUGCUGGAGCAGGUUACACUGGCACGGUCCUCAUCAAAAACGGCAAAUUGUCCGAUUUAAUAGGCGACCUUCAGUUGCUGGUGAAGGGAUUGGAAAAAUCUGGGGAUCAGGCUGAAGGUGAAAGUGAAUAUGCUGAUGCAAUAGCUGCUCAGGUGCGUCGUCUGGCGAAUGAAGUUCGGCAAUUAACAUCAAGUAGGCCAAUCACAGUACUGAAUGGAGGUUAUGGACAAAGUAAUUUAUCAUCUCUUGUCGUUCCAGCUGCUGCCUUGGGUGCUUUGGGUUAUGGUUACAUGUGGUGGAAGGGGAUUUCAUUCUCAGAUCUUAUGUACGUGACCAAACAGAAUAUGGAAAAAGCGGUUGCAGAUUUAACAAAAAAGUUGCAGCAUGCCUCUGAUGUCAUUGCUGAUGCCAAGAAGCAUUUGAUCCAGAGAAUUCAGAAUUUGGAUGACAAAAUGAUCAAGCAGAUUGAUUUGGCCCGGUCAACAAAGGAUGAAGUUGCUGGAGUUCGAAGUACUAUAACUAGUCUCCACGAGGACUUGGGUUUCUUGCAACAAACUGUGGAACAAAUGGAUGAAAGGUUGACUACAUUGAGUUCUAAGCAGGAUUAUGCAAAUUAUGGACUGGCAUAUCUCAUUGAUUUUGUACAUGGAAAAAGCCGGAAAAUGCCUGAAUUUUUGCAGCAGGAACAACUGAAAGUUUCAGGGAAGUCACCUAAUUUGCUCACAUUUAAAGGAGCUCCAAAUCUGAAGGGUCUUAAAGACAUAGCAGAAACGUUGUCUAUUGGUUUAGACAGGUCAGCUUCAGAUACUAUCAUGCCUGAUGGCGGGGAUAAACUAGAGCAGCUACGGAGGCCAUUGCUGAGGACUUCUUCAACGCGAUGUUGA
Molecule: messenger RNA, 933 nt
Organism: Sphenostylis stenocarpa
Lineage: Eukaryota; Viridiplantae; Streptophyta; Magnoliopsida; Fabales; Fabaceae
Source: the annotation of a GenBank genome assembly